This is a messenger RNA of Cricetulus griseus (Chinese hamster), 1093 nucleotides long. The record is from RefSeq and is a predicted model, not a curated record. NCBI's taxonomy places the organism in Eukaryota, Metazoa, Chordata, Mammalia, Rodentia, Cricetidae.
AUGUGGCUCUACCUGGUGGCUCUAGUGGGCCUGUGGACCCUCCUGCGCUGGUACCGUGAGAGGCAGGUGGUGAGCCAUCUCCAAGACAAGUAUGUCUUCAUCACGGGCUGUGACUCGGGCUUUGGGAACCUGCUGGCCAGACAGCUGGACAGGAGAGGCAUGAGGGUGCUGGCUGCAUGUCUGACGGAGAAGGGAGCCGAGGAGCUGAGGAGCAAGACAUCAGACAGGCUAGAGACAGUGAUCCUUGAUGUCACCAAGACAGAGAGUAUUGUGGCAGCCACUCAGUGGACGAAGGAACGAGUUGGGAACAGAGGUACAAAGAAUUCUGGGUAUGAGGCUCCAAUGUCAAUACAGUGGAUAAAACCGUUAUUCCCUUUGCUAGCAGAUAUCUGUUUACUGGGCCUGAUCGAGGUGACUCUGAACAUGCUGCCCUCAGUGAGGAAGGCAAGGGGCCGUGUGGUCAAUGUCUCCAGUGUCAUGGGUCGAGUGUCUUUAUUUGGUGGUGGUUACUGCAUCUCCAAGUAUGGUGUAGAGGCCUUCUCAGACUCCCUCAGGAGGGAGCUCUCCUAUUUUGGGGUGAAGGUGGCUAUUAUAGAGCCUGGAGGCUUCAAGACUGCUAUGACCAGGAGUGACACGCUACCAUCAAGUAUCAAGAUGCUGUGGGACCAGGCCAGCUCAGAGGUCAGAGAGAUCUAUGGAGAGAAGUCCCUGGCAUCUUAUCUGACACAUUUAAAGUCACUGGACCAAAAGUGCAAUGAGGACCUCACCUUGGUGACAGACUGCAUGGAGCAUGCCCUGACUUCCUGUCACCCUCGCACUCGAUACUCAGCUGGCUGGGAUGCCAAGCUCUUCUACCUCCCCCUGAGCUACCUGCCCACCUUCCUAACAGAUGCCAUCUUCUACUGGAUGUCCAUGAAGCCUGCCAAAGCUCUGUGAAGCCUCCACAUGUUUCUGUAGUGAAUGUCAGGUCACGGAUCCUCAGGAGAAGGAAGGUUCCUGGGCUCAGUACAACCUUGCCAUUGAGAGGGACAUCCAUAGGUGCCUGAUUUUCUCCCCUCGGAGUCAACAUGGGGGACAUCGAGUGACAGGAGGA